UUGACAAACUCCAACAACUGCUUUGAGCCCUCUUUCAGCGAUCAUCUCUAGUUUCGACAGAAAACCUUUUCUAGGAGGCAUACAUAGAGAUUUGCAAAAUAAGCAAUUUAGUAGAAAUUAAGAGAAAGAUUUUUACUCGUACAAAAUAAAACAUAUUUAAAAUAAAAUUUGUGGAUUGGCCUAUCGUCCUUUUUGGGAUAGCGAAUGUUAUUAAAAUCGCGAAAAAUUAGUAAUCGAUAGUUUUUACUGGAAAAGAACGUUCACAGAGCUAGAAUGUGAAAUGAUUUAUCUGGUCUCCCUGCUACUUAAGGAACUGUCUCAAGCGCAUGCCUCAAAAUAUAGAGCGCUCUUCUACUGAGAACGUAGGUGCAACAAUUUAUCAUCAAUAUACAACUGCAUGUAGCAGUCGUCGUUUUGCCAUUUGGAGAGAUUGUUCGGUCACCGGCAUAAUAUUAUAAGCGUUGGAUCUAAAUAAACACAACUAAAUUAUAAAAAAAAAAAACAAAAACAUUUAAAGCAUUAGAAGGUAAAUUAAGUCGAGAGUGGUUGAAGUUUUUCAUUAUGCGCUCUGCUGAAACUGAAAUAUUUGCAAUUAUAACACUUCAAAUACCUCAGAAUAAAAGAUGAGUGAACUAAUUAUCUGAAAUAUCUGCGAUGCCCAUUGCAUUAACAACAACAUCUAUGGAAAAAAUACACCAUCAACGCUUUCUCUUAUCGGCACUUAUAUUGGAGCUACUUACUGCGGUUGCAUUGUUAUUGCAGCUACAAUUGGUUUCAGCGGGCUCAUGUCGUGAAGCGCAACUUUGUUGCGCUGGGCGUGACUCCUCUUGUGUAGUUCAAAAAACUCCGAUUAACGCCAUUAUUGAAGACCUCAACGACAAACCAUGCUAUUGUGAUCACGCGUGUCUGAAGCUAGGUGACUGCUGUGGUGACUUCAAGGAUCAUUGUGGAGGUAAAUUUAUAAACCAACCAAAAAUUAUUGGGCUAUAUAUGUACAUAUAUAGUUGCAUAUGUUUGAUUCAACAACUUCGUUUUCAGUGGCUUUAUAUGUACAUAUGUAUAUACAUACGUAUGUAUGUGUACAAUAAGUAUUUAAUUAGUAUGGUAUAUAAGUAUAUAGAAAUUAAAACAAAAAAGUUUUGAAUGUGUUAAUAAUCGUCCGCUAUGGCUGUUUGGUUAGAGAGGCAUACUACCACUGCGUAGGGCCCGGAUUCGAUGAAUUUUUCCCUACUUGACCUUCAAAUGACCACGAACCCGACGUGAUGGAGGCCAACGGACCUCGGAUUCGCAUUCAGCAUGUCGAAUAGCAUAGGGAUAUGUAGGUUUGGUUUACUGAAAAUACCUUUUACCUGUGUAAUUAAAGAAGGAAUGAGUGGUCAAAUGGAAAUGCAC
Rhagoletis zephyria (snowberry fruit fly) is the source of this 1392-nucleotide messenger RNA. RefSeq lists its product as uncharacterized. The record is from RefSeq and is a predicted model, not a curated record. Lineage: Eukaryota; Metazoa; Arthropoda; Insecta; Diptera; Tephritidae.